This is a messenger RNA of Acanthosepion pharaonis, 1437 nucleotides long. The record is from the annotation of a GenBank genome assembly. NCBI's taxonomy places the organism in Eukaryota, Metazoa, Mollusca, Cephalopoda, Sepiida, Sepiidae.
AUGUUUCUCUCUAUUUCUCUUUCGCUUUCUCUCUCUCUCUCUCUCUCUCUCCCUCUCUCACUCACAUAUUCUCCCGCACUUCUCGCUUUUUAUGUUUCUCUUACUGUUUAUCUGUUUCUGUCUGACUCGUUCUCCCACAAACCUUCUCUCCUACUUCUAAUCGUUCCCCUUCCCUUUUUAACAGUCUCUGCCUGUUUAUUCCUAAUUCUCUCUCACAGACAAUUUCUUGCUCUCUCUCUUGCUUACUUUCAUUCUUUACAUUUAUGUCCCCCUCUAUCUCUAUCUCCCCUCACUCUCUCGCAAAAUACCACACUUUACCAUCCUGUUUCCCUUUGUCUCUAUCUCUCUCUUGAUGAUUUUCAUAUAUUUCAAUGUGAAAACUCUCCCUCUCUCCUUCGCUUACUUUUACUAUUUCACUAUUUACUCUCUCUUUCUUUUUCUGUUUUCUCUUUUGAGUACUUAUUCUCUUUCUGUUUGCUUCUCAUUCUCUUUGUUUCUCUCUCGCAUCCUCAGCUUCUUUUUCUGUGUUUCUCUUCCCCCCUCUUUCUGCUUCUCUUUCUCUCUCGUCUACUUAUAAAAUUUCUCCACCUGCUUCUCUCCCUUCUAUUUCUAUCUCUGUUUACAUCUAUCAUUCUCUCUUUCUCUUUCUCUUUCUCUUUCUCUCUCUCUCUCUUUCUCCUUCUCGCUUACUUUCAUUCUUUAGCUUUCUGCUCCUCUCUAUCUCUCUCGCCUACUUUCCCACUUUACUCGUCUGUAUUUCUCUCUCUGUUUCUCGGUUUCUAUGAUUCCUCUCUUUCUCCUUCUUUCUCUCUUUCUCCCUCUUUCUCUCUUUCUCCCUCUUUCUCUCCUUCUCUAUAUUUUCAUACACACACAUAUACAUACCUGUGUGCUGUAUUCAUUCUCUUCAUCCUCCUCCUCCUUCACCUCUUCUUUUUUCUUUCUUUCUUUCCUUUCUUGUCUUUCAUUCUUCUUCUUCUUCUUCUUCUGAUCAUUCCUUCUCGUCCUUCAUCCUUUUUCUUUUUUUUUUCUUUCUUUCUUUCUUUUUUCUUUUCUUUUCUUUUCUUUCUUUCUUCUUCUUCUUCUAAUUCUUCUUCUUCUUCCUCCUCCCUGAUCAUUCUUAGGCUCUUCUUCUCUUCAUCCUUCAUCCUUCUUUUUUUCUUUCUUUUUUCUUUCUUUCUUUUCUUUUCUUUCUUUCUUCUUCUUCUUCUUCUUCUUCUUCUUCUUCUUCUUCUUCUUUCAAUCUUCUCCUCUCUCAUCCUUCUUCUGCUUUCUUUCUUUUCUUCUUCCUUCUUCUUCUUCUUCUUCUUCUUCUUCUUCUUCAAUCUUCUACUCCUGAUCAUUCUUCUGCUCUUCUUUCUUCUCAUCCUUCCACCCCUUCCACCCCUUCUUCUUUUUCCCAAUCAAUCCGAGGGCUCCAACUACAACUGGAAUCAUUGA